AUGGAGACAACACAAGCCCUCCUCCUUCUGAGUAUAUGUGUCUACAGUUGUCAUGGCAACCUCCGAUCUGCCCCCAGAGUGCAUUUGUCUUACAAAGAAUUGUUGGAGACCAGAACGAUCCGGCCGUUCAGUUUCUCUUUCAACACCAGUGAUUACCGGAUCCUGCACAUGGACCAGGACCAGGGGCGGCUCUAUUUGGGUAGUCGAGAGUACCUGGUGGCAUUAGACAUGCAAAAUAUAAACAAGGAACCGCUCAUUAUUCACUGGCCUGCAACUGCACAGAGAAAAGCGGAGUGUCGAAUGACUGGAAAGGGAGGACAGGGUGAGUGUGCAAACUUUGUACGUCUGAUUGAGCCGUGGAACCGCACUCAUCUGUACACCUGUGGUACUGGAGCAUACAAGCCCAUCUGCACCUUCAUAAACAGAGGCUGGAGAGCUGAGGAGUAUCUCUUUAGGCUGGUACAAGGUUACGUGGACUCUGGAAAAGGAAAAUGCCCUUAUGACCCACGUCAGGAAAACGCAGCUGCUCUAAUCAAUGGCAAUCUGUAUGCAGGGGUUCAUGUUGACUUUAUGGGCACGGAUCCAGCCAUAUUUCGCACCCUAGGGGACCGACCAGCUGUUAGAACCGAACAGUACGACUCCCGAUGGCUAAACGAGCCUGUGUUUCUUAAGAUCCAGAAGAUUCCAGACAGUGCAGAGAAGAAUGAUGACAAGCUGUAUUUCUUCUUUAGGGAGAAGAGUCUGGAUGCAGCAGGUGGCAGUACCCCUAGUGUUCUGUCCAGAGUGGGACGUGUCUGUCUGAAUGAUGAUGGAGGUCAAAGAUCACUGGUUAACAAAUGGACAACGUUUCUGAAGGCGCGGUUGGUGUGCUCGGUGAUCGGUCCAGAUGGUGUUGAAACCUAUUUUGAUGAACUAAGGGAUGUUUUCAUUCAGCGCACUCAGGAUGAGCGUAACCCGAUCGUGUAUGCUGUGUUCUCGACUGCUGGCUCUGUGUUCAAAGGGUCAGCAGUUUGUGUAUACUCUAUGGGUGAUAUCCGAAACGUCUUUAAUGGGCCCUUCUCCCACAAACAUGGUCACAACUAUCAGUGGACCCCUUACACUGGCAAAAUCCCCUACCCCCGCCCUGGAACAUGUCCAGGAGGAACUUUCACUCCUGGUGUUCACACCACCAAAGAGUUUUCCGAGGAGGCAGUGAAUUUUGUGCGUGCCCAUCCACUUAUGUAUCACCCCAUAUACCCUAUCCACAAGCGCCCCCUAGUGGUUCGGACUGGCGUAGACUACCGUUUCACCACUAUAGCAGUGGACCUGGUGGAUGCUGUGGACGGGAGAUAUGAAGUGCUUUUCCUGGGAACAGAUCGUGGAACAGUUCAAAAGGUCAUUGUUCUGCCAAAAGAUCCCAGCACAACAGAGGAGCUCAUUCUGGAGGAGGUGGAAGUUUUCAAGACUCCAGCCCCGGUGAAAACAUUGAAAAUUUCCUCUAAAAGGCAACAGUUGUAUGUGUCAUCAGAGAGAGGCCUGACCCAGGUCUCUCUGCACAGAUGUGCUGUGUAUGGAAAGGCCUGCUCGGACUGCUGCCUAGCCCGGGACCCCUACUGCGCCUGGGACGGAGAGAGCUGUUCCCCCUUCACGGCAGCCACCAAGAGGAGAAGCAGGAGACAGGAUAUCAAACAUGGAGAUCCUAUGCGUCAGUGCAGAGGUUUCAACGCUAAAGUAGAGAAGCGACUGAAGGAGACAGUACAGUUUGGGGUGGAGGGAAGCAGCACUUUUCUGGAAUGUCAGCCCAGAUCCCCUCAAGCUACAGUCAAAUGGCUCUACCAAAAAGAUGGCAAGCGUAAAGCACUGAAUCGAGAUAAAGAGGUGUUGAAAACAGCUCAAGGGAUCCUGUUGAAGUCUCUGACUCAGACAGAUGCCGGUGUCUAUCACUGUCUGGCCACAGAAAACAACUUUAAACACACUGUGUCUCGUGUGGCUUUGCGUAUUCUGGACAGAGAGAUCGUUGAGGCUUUGACAGCGCCGGACAGCCCCCCAGAACAACAGCACCAAAAACACCACCCACACCAUCAUCAUCCCCCACCCCCACCACCUCCACCUCAAACCAGACCCCCCCAACUCCCUCCCCAACCAGAGGUACGCCUCAUCAACCAGUACUGCCAAUCGUACUGGCAGCAGUUCAAUCCCAGUGAGCCACAGAAAGCCAAACGCACAAACAGGAGACACGCAGAGAGGCACGUAGCAAAUGAGUACCAAGACCACUGA
Molecule: messenger RNA, 2256 nt
Organism: Chanos chanos (milkfish)
Lineage: Eukaryota; Metazoa; Chordata; Actinopteri; Gonorynchiformes; Chanidae
Gene: sema3gb
Product: sema domain, immunoglobulin domain (Ig), short basic domain, secreted, (semaphorin) 3Gb
Exons: 17
Coding region: 1-2256 (751 amino acids)
Biological process (GO): negative chemotaxis; axon guidance; positive regulation of cell migration
Cellular component (GO): plasma membrane
Molecular function (GO): semaphorin receptor binding; chemorepellent activity
Source: RefSeq, a predicted model, not a curated record